UUUCUGGAGGCGAUGGGUGUCUCUGAGCUCUGGUCCAUCCUGGAUCCGGUCCGGCAGUGUGUGCCGCUCUACAGUCUGUCAGGAAAGACCCUCGCCGUGGACCUCAGCCUGUGGGUGUGCGAGGCCCAGCAUGUGCAGGGCAUGAUGGGAAGAGUCACCAAACCCCAUCUCAGGAACCUGUUCUUCCGCGUGUCCUCGCUCACACUGAUGGGUGUGAAGCUGGUGUUUGUGAUGGAGGGAGACGCGCCGAGCAUCAAAGCCGAGACCAUGAGCAAACGCAGCGAGAUGAGAUACGGAGGAGCCAAGGCCAAACCGACCGCUGCUAAAAACACCAGCAGAGGAAGAUUCAAGGCCGUCCUGAGAGAGGUGAGCUGGGUUAAAGCCGCGGGCGAAGCCGAGGCUAUGUGUGCCUAUCUGGACUCACAGGGCGUGGUGGACGGAUGCAUCACUAACGACGGAGAUGCCUUCUUGUACGGUGCUCAGACCGUCUACAGGAACUUCAACAUGACUACAAAGGAUCCUCAGGUGGACUGCUAUCAGACGUGUCGUGUUGUGUCCGAGCUCGGGCUCUCUAGAGACUCUCUCGUGGGGCUGGCCGUUCUCCUGGGCUGCGACUACAUCCCCAAGGGCGUCGCCGGAGUCGGCAAAGAGCAGACACUGAAGCUGAUUCAGAAUCUGAAAGGAAAAAGUCUUCUUCAAAAGUUCACUGAGUGGGGCGCAGACAGAGUGGAAAGGUCAGAGGUCGCGGUGAAGAAGGUCACGCACUGUCUGGUCUGUCGACACCCUGGCUCGGCUAAAACGCACGAGCGCAGCGGCUGUGUGUUCUGUGAGAGCGAGCGCUUCUGUUCGCCGCACGACUACGAUUCCCAGUGUCCCUGUGAGUGGCACCGCACUGAACACGCUCGCCAGGGGUCCUCUGUCGAAGCCAGCAUCAAGAAGAAGACGCUGGCGUGUGAGCAGUUCCCCUUUACUGAGAUCAUCAGUGAGUUCUUGGUGCCGAAGGACAGACCCGUGCAGCCGUUCCGCCGGAGGAAGCCCAACCUGCUGCUGCUGCAGAAGUUUGCUCUGGAGAAGAUGGACUGGCCCAAACACUACAGCAGCGAGAAGCUUCUGGUGCUGAUGACCUACACCGAACUCAUGAACCGCAAACACGGCCGCGACUCGCAGGCGCAGAUCCAGCCAAUCAGAAUACAUAAAGCGCGUGUCAGGAACGGCGUCUCCUGCUUCGAGGUCAUCUGGAAGAAACCAGAUCACUAUGUGUUCGCUGAGGGCCGUGAGGAGCAGACGGAGGUGCACACGCUGGAGGAGGAGUCUCUCUUCAGCCUGGCCUUCCCUGGGAUCGUGCAGGACUUCCAGCGGGAGAGAGCCGUCGCUCAGGAGAACAACACCAAGAAAAGGAAGCCGAAAGCAAGGAAAGAGAAGCCGGCUGAUUCCCAUGAUGCCGUGUCGGAUCUCUUUGCUCAGAUGUCUUUGCAGACAGACACGGAUCCAGACCCUGGAGCUACCCAGAAUCCUCCACGGCCCCAUUCCCCUCCGUCUCCUGAGAUCCAGCUGCCUCCUCCUUCCCAGAAUUCCCUGUCAGAGUCGGCUCUGAUUGGCCAGCUGCAUCUCAGCAGUAUAGACUGGGACUCUGCGUCGUUCACCGCCUCGCCGUCCCAGAAGCCUCAGAGUGACCGAACUGACCCGAGCCCUGCGGAAAACACAACCUGUUCUCUUAAAGAGCGAAUAAUCAUGAAAAACAGCCAGAAACAGCAGCUGAAGAGUCCUGAAUCUGAAGAAGACCACUGCCGUUCAGUCCCAACUAAUGCUCCAAAGAACAAAACCACUACUAAUCCCUCCGGCAAAACCAGCAGAAACCCCCUCAGACCAGCAGCCAGGCCUCUGAAGAGAAACCCUUCUGAGAAGUGCAGGAGCGUGUGUAAGACGAGUCCCGUCAGUGACGACAGCGACGCUGAGAACCGACCCGGAUCACACGAGACCAGCAUCACCGCGGACUCGCUCGGGCCGCAGAAAUCAGCCAGGAGCCAGCAGCCCAGUGUUAAAGCUGCUGACACACCGGAGAAAGAGUCUCACACUGCCGGCAGACCAGCCACACUCAGCCAGGUGCAUCAUGGGACGCUUGAGGAGGACGACUCGGACGCUUCGCUGGACAGUCCUCGCCCGCUGGCUGAGAGACUCAAGAUGAGGUUUGGAAAGUGAACGGAGCGGAAGAGAGACUGUUUGUUUGUUUGUUUGUUUGAGAGAAUAAUGUUUGGAAUUAAAAUUUGCUAACGAAUUUAUACACAAUUUCUCUUUUUAUGUGCAGUGUUUUGUCAGAUACUUUUAUAAAUAUGGUUAACCUAGACUAUUUGUGUUCAAUCAUUAAAAACAUUAAUAAGUU
This is a messenger RNA of Cyprinus carpio (common carp), 2380 nucleotides long. It is a transcript of the gene gen1, whose product is annotated as GEN1 Holliday junction 5' flap endonuclease. Lineage: Eukaryota; Metazoa; Chordata; Actinopteri; Cypriniformes; Cyprinidae. Gene Ontology annotation, molecular function: four-way junction DNA binding; 5'-flap endonuclease activity. The coding region runs from base 13 to 2199 and encodes 728 amino acids. The transcript is spliced from 14 exons. The record is from RefSeq and is a predicted model, not a curated record.